CCACUGGGAGUUGAGAGUCUUUGGUCAAGCAACUCCUUCAAAAGUGUUUCUUUGGACAACUCAGUAGCCUCUGAUAGUGAAGAUAGCAACUCCCCGGGAUGCCUCCCCAUCAUAACUUCCAAUGCCACCACUCCGAAGCUGUAAACAUCAGAUUUCUCUGUCACCCUCAUUGUGUUGUUACAUCACAUGAUUGGAAUUGGUUCUAAAGCGUACCUGGAGCCAUAUAGCCAUAAGAGCCUACAACGGAAGUCCAGUUGGAUGAAUCAGCACUCAACAGUUUUGAUGUGCCAAAGUCGGCUAGCUUCGGCUCAAAUUCUGUCUCAAGCAAUAUGUUAUUUGCUGACACAUCACGAUGCACAAUGGGGGGAGAGCAGUCGUGGUGCAGAUAGUGGAUGACUUAAGGUGCCAUACAAGAUGCUGGCUCUUGAGUGUGAGGUGUUGAAGCCCUGUCAAGUUCCCAAUUUGGGGCGGUAUGGUUCCGCUAAGCAUGUUGCUGCUCAAGUCCAAUGAAACCAAGCUCCGCGCAUCUCCAAUGGCGGGAGGGAUUGAACCGGUGAAGUUGUUCCCGGAGAUGUUGAAAUGCGCGAGGGAAGCAAAAGAAGGGAAAUCGAGGUGGUCGAGAGUGCCAGAGAGGCCUCCAUUAGCAAGGUUGAUCUGGGAAACAGUUGUCCUGUUGUUGCAGACAAUCCCAGACCAUUUGCAGAGGUUUUUCAGGCCGGGCAGCGACCACGAACUGAGCGACGAAGAUGAAGAAGGGGAGGAAGAGAUGAAGAGAGUGUUCUUCCAUUUGACAAGAGCUUCAGCUUCUGUUCUUGCUGAUGCUGCUUUUGUUUCCAGUACAAAGAAACUCAUGAGGAAGAAGAAUGCCACGUAAUUCCCAUAGGAUAUUUUCAUGGUUUUUUUUCUUUUUCUCUUUGAGGAUCAAAGAAGAAUUAUGCCCUCCUAAAAAGUUGGCAAUUAGUUAGCCAUGAACAAAGAUAGAUAUAAAAUCUGGUUCUUUGA
Cuscuta campestris is the source of this 1002-nucleotide messenger RNA. The record is from the annotation of a GenBank genome assembly. Lineage: Eukaryota; Viridiplantae; Streptophyta; Magnoliopsida; Solanales; Convolvulaceae.